AUGGCCAGCUUAAGCAGACGUAUUUUGACCCGAUGCAAACAUUUGAAAUUCGCUAGAUUUUCCAGUACCAGUGCCAACAUCAUUACUUCGGACUUCAAGGAUGUGGAGAUACCCAAAAAAACCAUACACCAAUUUUUUUACGACGAAAUAACCAAUUAUACCAAUUUUACCGCUGUGGAAUGCGCGGUGACAGGAAGGAAAUACACCUACGGCCAAAUCAGGCAAAAAUGUCGAAACCUAAGCAAAAACGUUCGAAAAAAACUGAAGCUGAAACAAAAUGACGUGGUGGCGAUUCUCUUGCCAAAUAUUCCUGAAUACCCUAUUGCUGUUUUGGGGCUGAUGGAAAGUGGCAUUUUAGUGACGUCGUUAAAUCCAAUCUAUACAUCAGAGGAAAUUGCAAGGCAGAUGAAGGACGCUAAUGUAAAAGCUGUGAUUACAACAAUUGAAAGUGUACAAAUAGUAAAAGCUGCAAAUGCUUUAAAUAAAAUUAAUUUACCUGUGAUUGCAGUACAAACUCAGUCGGGUCAAACAUGUCCCCCGGAAACAAUAAAAUUCGACGAGAUGGUAGAUGUGGAGGUGGACAUGCCCGAUAUCGUUAUUGACAAUGUUCACGAUACGGCAUUUUUGCCUUAUUCGAGUGGCACCACUGGCUUGCCCAAAGGCGUGGAUCUGUCACAUUACAACAUUGUCGGUAAUAUUAAACAAACCACCUCGAAGGAGAUGAAGUUCUUAACACACGCAACAGAAUCCUAUCAAGACUGCAUGCCCGCCGUGUUGCCGUUUUUCCACAUCUACGGUUUCACAAUAACACUACUACAAGGUCUGGUGCACGGAGCAAAAUUGGUAACGUUGCCUAAGUUCACUCCUGAACUAUACACUGACGUUUUAAAAAAGAACAAAAUUACCCUGAUCAUUGCAGCGCCACCUUUAGUUUUGUUUUUGUCGGCUCAUCCCUUGGUUAAGAAGGAGUACAUGGCCAACUUGAAAGCGGUAAUGAGUGGAGCAGCACCUCUAGGCGCUUCUGACGAAGAAAGAUUUUUGGAGAAAGUUGGGGGAAACGUUGAAAUUUCCCAAGGCUACGGUCUGACCGAAACAUCUCCAGUGGUGUCCAUGAUCAGCCAACAGCUGAAGGACAAAUUCAACUGCACAGGCUCGAUCGGAGGGCCGAUCCCCAACACCCAGAUGAAGUUGGUCGCGAUCGAUGACGCUACGGGGACGCCCCUGGGCCCCAACCAGCAGGGAGAACUUUUCGUUAAAGGCCCGCAAGUCAUGAAGGGUUACUUCAACAAGCCCAAGGAGACCGAGGAGGUUUUCCAAGACGGUUGGUUCAAGACCGGCGAUCUGAUGUACUAUAACGAGGACAAUUUGUUCUUCGUUACCGAUAGGUUGAAGGAGUUGAUCAAAGUAAAAGGCUUCCAGGUGGCCCCAGCCGAACUGGAAGAAAUCCUUCGCAGCGUUCCGAACGUAUCGGACGCGGCGGUGAUCGGAAUCCCGCACCCGCUCAGCGGCGAAGUUCCCCGAGCGUACAUCGUGCCCAAACCGAACGCGAAAUUGAACGAGGAGGAGAUCAAGGCGACGGUGGCGGAAAGAGUGGCGCCCUACAAACAGUUGAAGGGCGGCAUCGAGAUCGUGGCGGCCAUCCCGAAGAACGCCACCGGCAAAAUUUUGAGGAGGCAACUCAAAUUGGAGUACUUGGAGAAGAAUGCGUGA
Molecule: messenger RNA, 1710 nt
Organism: Brassicogethes aeneus
Lineage: Eukaryota; Metazoa; Arthropoda; Insecta; Coleoptera; Nitidulidae
Source: the annotation of a GenBank genome assembly